AUGAAGGUGGUGGCAUUCUUUUUGGUUGUGAUGUUCAUGGCCAGCUAUUGCUUGGCAGCAGUGCCAAGGAGGGCUAUGUUGGGACGAACGUAUGGACAAAAAGAGCAGCCACACCGGCAUGUCGAAAGCGGAAAACCCAUGGAAAAGAGUAUUGGAAAGUACCCAGGAAGCAGUUUGGACAACCACAAUAUCGACAACCACCACAGCAUACCUAGACAGCAUUACAAUGAACCCAAUGGCUCUUCUCAAGAAGAUGGUGGGGAUGGUGGAAAUGGGUAA
This is a messenger RNA of Prunus armeniaca (apricot), 279 nucleotides long. The record is from the annotation of a GenBank genome assembly. NCBI's taxonomy places the organism in Eukaryota, Viridiplantae, Streptophyta, Magnoliopsida, Rosales, Rosaceae.